UUUCGAUUAGUUGUUGCUGCCGCUGGGCAAGGUAAAGCGGCGACGGCGGCCUCGGGAACCGUGGGGUCCCCGGCUGGAGGUGGGGGACUCGCCGGGGAAUCAUUUACUACUUCACAUUAGAAGAAAUAUGUGAAAGUUCCUGCCAACUUAUGAGAAUUUCUUUCUUCGGCUCUGUUGUGUUCUACUUUACAACUUUCUCAGAAGUUAUUUUUGAUGCCAUGUUCUGUGGCUCGCAUCAAAAGAGGAGUUUGUCUUCAUGAAGAUUCCUAACAUUGGUAAUGUGAUGAAUAAAUUUGAGAUCCUUGGGGUUGUAGGUGAAGGAGCCUAUGGAGUUGUACUUAAAUGCAGACACAAGGAAACACAUGAAAUUGUGGCAAUCAAGAAAUUCAAGGAUAGCGAAGAAAAUGAAGAGGUCAAGGAAACGACUUUACGAGAGCUUAAAAUGCUUCGUACUCUCAAACAGGAAAACAUUGUGGAGCUGAAAGAAGCUUUUCGUCGGAGGGGGAAAUUGUACUUGGUGUUUGAGUAUGUUGAAAAAAAUAUGCUUGAAUUGCUGGAAGAAAUGCCAAAUGGAGUUCCACCUGAAAAAGUCAAAAGUUAUAUCUAUCAGUUAAUCAAAGCUAUUCACUGGUGCCAUAAGAAUGAUAUUGUUCAUAGGGAUAUAAAGCCAGAAAAUCUCUUAAUCAGCCACAAUGAUGUUUUGAAACUGUGUGACUUCGGUUUUGCUCGGAAUCUAUCAGAAGGCAAUAAUGCUAAUUAUACAGAGUAUGUGGCCACCAGGUGGUAUCGGUCCCCAGAACUCUUACUUGGAGCUCCCUAUGGAAAGUCCGUGGAUAUGUGGUCAGUGGGCUGUAUUCUUGGGGAGCUUAGCGACGGACAGCCUUUAUUUCCUGGAGAAAGCGAAAUUGACCAACUUUUUACUAUUCAGAAGGUGCUAGGACCACUACCGUCUGAGCAGAUGAAGCUCUUCUAUAGUAAUCCUCGUUUCCAUGGGCUCCGGUUUCCAGCUGUUAACCAUCCUCAGUCAUUGGAGAGAAGAUACCUGGGGAUUUUAAACAGCGUUUUACUCGACCUAAUGAAGAAUUUAUUGAAGUUGGACCCAGCUGAAAGAUACUUGACAGAACAGUGUUUGAAUCACCCUGCAUUUCAAACCCAGAGACUUUUGGACCGCUCCCCUUCAAGGUCAGCAAAAAGAAAACCUUACCAUGUGGAAAGCAGCACUUUGUCUAACAGAAGCCAAGCCAGCAAAAGUGCCGCUUUGCAGUCUCACCACAGGUCGAACAGCAAGGACAUCCAGAACCUAAGUGUGGGUCUGCCCCGGGCUGACGAAGCUCUUCCUGCCAAUGAAAGCUUUCUAAAUGGAAACCUUGCUGGAGCUACUCUUAGUCCCAUGCACACCAAAACCUACCAAGCAAGCAGCCAGCCUGGGUCCGCGAGCAAAGAUCUUACCAACAACAAUAUACCACACCUUCUCAGCCCAAAAGAAGCCAAGUCAAAGUCAGAGUUUGAUUUCAAUAUUGACCCAAAGCCUUCGGAAGGCCCAGGCACAAAGUACCUCAAGUCGAGCACCAGAUCACAGCAGAACCGGCACUCAUUUAUGGAAAGCUCUCAGAGCAAAGCUGGGACAUUGCAGCCCAGUGAAAAGCAGAGUCGGCACAGCUACAUUGACACCAUUCCCCAGUCCUCUCGAAGUCCAUCCUACCGGACCAAGGCCAAAAGCCAUGGGGCAUUGAGUGACUCCAAAUCUGUAAGCAACCUUUCUGAAGCCAGGGCCCCGAUUACAGAGUCCAGUUCCAGUAGGUACUUCCCAUCCAGCUGCUUGGACUUGAACUCGCCCACCAGCCCAACCCCCACCAGGCACAGUGACACGAGAACUUUGCUUAGCCCCUCGGGGAGAAAUAACCGAAGUGAGGGUACUCUCGACUCACGCCGAACCACAGCCAGGCAUUCAAAAACCAUGGAUGAGUUGAAGCUCCCAGAGCAUGUGGACAGCAGCCAUUCUCAUUCUCUGUCUGCGCCUCAUGAAUCAUUUUCUUAUGGGCUGGGCUACACUAGCCCCUUCUCCUCCCAGCAGCGUCCACAUAGGCAUUCCAUGUAUGUGACCCGGGACAAAGUGAGAGCCAAAGGCUUGGAUGGAAGCUUGAGCGUAGGACAAGGGAUGGCAGCCAGAGCCAACAGCCUGCAGCUCUUAUCACCUCAGCCCGGGGAACAGCACCCUCCAGAGAUGACUGUGGCAAGAUCUUCUGUUAAAGAACCCUCUAGAGAAGGCAACCCUUCGUUCCAUGCACGGCAGAAAUCUGAGGGUGGAGCAUAUCAUGAUCCCCAUUCUGAUGAUGGCACUGCCCCCAAAGAAAAUAGACAUCUAUACAAUGAUCCCGUUCCGAGGAGAGUUGGCAGCUUCUACCGAGUGCCAUCUCCACGUCCAGAUAAUUCUUUCCAUGAAAAUAAUGUGUCAACUAGAGUUUCUUCCCUACCAUCGGAAAGCAGUUCUGGAACUAACCACUCGAAAAGACAACCAGCAUUCGAACCGUGGAAAAGUCCUGAAAACAUGAGUCAUUCGGAACAACUCAAGGAAAAAGAGAAACAAGGCUUUUUCAGGUCAAUGAAAAAGAAAAAGAAGAAAUCUCAAACAGUGCCCAAUUCUGAAGGCCCUGAUCUUCUGACGUUGCAGAAAGCCAUUCACUCUGCUAGCACUCCAAGCAGCAGACCAAAGGAGUGGCGUCCUGAGAAGAUAUCUGAUCUACAGACCCCAAGCCAGCCGUUAAAAUCACUACGCAAGCUGUUGCACCUCUCUUCAGCUUCCAAUCACCCGGCUGCCGCGGAUCCCCGCUUCCAGCCCUUAACAACUCAACAAGUCAAAAAUGCCUUCUCAGAAAUUCGAAUUCACUCCCUGAGCCAGGCCUCUGGUGGGACCAGUAACAUCCGACAGGAGCCCACGCCAAAGGGCAGGCCAGCCCUUCAGCUGCCAGAUUUGGCCAUCCUGUAUGAUGACAUCAGGGUCCUUAAUUGUCCUCGGGCAGCAUAUAAAGGCAAUUAUACAGAAAAAAACAAUGGUGACAGGCUCUUCUUUCCCUCCUAAAUCAGAGUCUGCAGGAAGCUUUGAAUCACAGGGACCACAGACACUGACCAUCAUUCUUGAAGUUCCAAUAAGGAUGUGAGGCACUGAUGGGCAAGUGACUUCUGGAAGGUUAUGAUUAGUCCUGCUUCCCUGAAUCAUGUCUUUCAUGGAAAAACCAAUUAACACCAAUGAAUCAACCAUUUAACCCUAAAGUUGUGUUUUUUUUUCUUCUUUGGAAUAUCUGUGUUGUUAUAAAAACAAAAUAAAACAAUCAAACAAAACCAGUGGGGAGAGAACAGGUAAGCUAAAAAUUUUCUGAUUUCAGAAGUUCCAGUUCAUGGCAACUGUGUAGGAGAGAUAGUUUGGGGGACCAGGGUCUUCUUUACAUUCCUCUAACAGAAGGCCCUCUUCAGCUUCACAGUUGAUUGGGUCAAUUAAUCUAAUGCACAUAAAUAAUCUCUUUUCCAUUUUUUCUAAGAAAGAAUUUCCUAGGGAUGGAAUUCCAUUAGGCCUCCUAUCUCUAGUGAAGAGAACAUUUGUUUUCACUAAAUGGUGAACUCCUUCAGGGUGGAGACAAUGCCUUCAUUUUUGUCUCUCAAUCAGAGUCUGGCACAUAAUAGGCAAGUGAUAAAAGAGGGUGGAAUUCUAAAUGGAUUAUUAGGAGAGUGUUUCAUUAUUUACUGGGCAGAUCUACCAACAUAAAUGGCUGCAGGAGCUCCCGUCCAGUGGGAAAAGCCCAUGGAACUAAACAGCACUUACUGCUCUCCUCACUAUGGGGACCCCACUGUGCCCUUCCAUGAGAUUUAGUUCAGAAUGACUUCCUACUCCGUCAGUAAAUAGGAAAGACGGAGGCAAUAAAAGCCAUUGUAGACUCCCUCCUUCUCUCCCCGACAAUUAGCUAUUUUAAUGCAAAUUUAAUGAAAUAAUGAAGAGAAGCUCACAGGCACACACACAAACCUGUCUCUCCCAGAGCUAUUAUUAAGCGAUUAUGUAAAGUGAAUGACUUUACUUGGCACUAUGUAACCCUGGAGAGGGGUGGCAAGGACAGUUUCUUGCCAAAGAGGCUCUGAGCCUGGAAACGACUGAGCAUUGGAAAUAUUUGCAGGCCGCCCCAGCCUCUGAAAGUCAGAGUGUGAGUUCUUAGGAGGCAGGAGGAAAAGGAGCUCCAGUUUGCUAGAGCAGCACAACAUGCUUUUAAAAGCCUCAUCCAAUUUAUUCCUCAUAACAACUCCUUAGACCAAGGGUCAGCACACUGUGGCCCAUGGGCCAAAUAUGGCUCACUGCCUAUUUUUGUAAAUAAAGUUUUAUUGCCAC
Molecule: messenger RNA, 4372 nt
Organism: Artibeus jamaicensis (Jamaican fruit-eating bat)
Lineage: Eukaryota; Metazoa; Chordata; Mammalia; Chiroptera; Phyllostomidae
Gene: CDKL5
Product: cyclin dependent kinase like 5
Exons: 20
Coding region: 257-3079 (940 amino acids)
Biological process (GO): protein phosphorylation; regulation of dendrite development; positive regulation of axon extension
Cellular component (GO): nucleus; dendrite cytoplasm
Molecular function (GO): ATP binding; protein kinase activity
Source: RefSeq, a predicted model, not a curated record